Molecule: messenger RNA, 1008 nt
Organism: Peromyscus leucopus (white-footed mouse)
Lineage: Eukaryota; Metazoa; Chordata; Mammalia; Rodentia; Cricetidae
Product: apolipoprotein L3-like
Exons: 3
Coding region: 1-1008 (335 amino acids)
Biological process (GO): lipid transport; lipoprotein metabolic process
Cellular component (GO): membrane; extracellular region
Molecular function (GO): lipid binding
Source: RefSeq, a predicted model, not a curated record
AUGUACAAAGCUGCUGUCGUGGGAACACGAGUCGUAUCCGAAAUCACUGAUUGGCUCGUAGGCAAAUACCUCAGAGAGGAUCUGAAAAGCCUGAUAACUGAAGAUGGCGCCUGGAAGGCAUUUGUGGAAGCAGCAGAGUUGUCAAGUGACCAGGAAGUUGCACUGCGUGAUGCUCUGGAGAAGCAUUUAGCACAGGAGCCCACAGAUGAAAAGGACAGGCUUGAAAGGGAGCUGCAGAAAAAGAGGUUUUUGGAACAAUUUCCUGAGUUGAAAAGGAAACUUGAAGAACACAUCAGGAAGCUCCGAGACCUGGCUGACCAUCUUGACCAGGUGCACAAGGGCUGCACCAUCUCCAAUGUGGUGUCCGGCUCUGUCGGUACUGCCUCUGGAGUCCUGGGCAUCCUUGGAUUAGCUCUGGCCCCCUUCACAGGAGGGGCCAGUCUGCUGGUCUCAGCAACUGCGGCGGGGCUGGGAGCAGCUGCAGGUGUGACUGGUCUCACCACCAGCAUUGUGGAAGAUUCAAGUCAAUCAUCAGAUGAGGCUGAAGCCAGGCGCCUAGUUGGGGCCAGCAAGAGUAUACUUCAGGUGAUUCGGGAUCUCAUCCCUAAGGAUGAAAUCAAAAUAUUUAACACAGGUGUGGAUUUAGUCAAUGCCUGGAAAACCAUAGGGCAGCAGAUCCGUGCCUUCAGGGUGGCCAGGACCAGCUCUCGCUCAGGAACACAGGCCAGGAAUCUCGGAAACUUUGCCCAAGGUUCGGAGCGGAUGGGGAGUGCCUUACCUGGCUCAGCUACCCCAGUGACCAGAGGAGCCAGAAUUAGAAAAAUAGGUUUUACCAGUAUCAUCCUUUUAUUGGAUGGGAUUCACCUUGUGACUGACUCAAUGGAUUUGUACAAUGGGGCAACAACAGAGUCAGGGAGAGCGCUGCGGGACCUGGCUCAUAAGCUGGAGGAGAAGUUGCAGAAAUUUGAGCAGAUCCACAAGGCUCUGCAGUCAGACCUGCCUCAGUGA